GUCCUCGGUCCUGCACAAACCGCUACUCUUCUUCCACGCACUACUAGCCCCCCACCGUCUUCUUCCUCCCUUCCGCGCCGGGACAACCACCAUAAACCCUAGAAAUCCCGUUUCCGUGAACCCUCUCUCUUUCCCGUUGGACCUCGGUUGCUUCCCUUCUCUUCGCGCCAAAAAAUCCCUGCACCCCGGCGCCAUGGACCUCCAGAGAGCAAUGUUGGACGAGCUCAUGGGCGCAGAUCGUAAUUUGACGGAGGACGAGAGGAAGGAUUACAAGGAAAUAACAUGGGAUUCCAAGGAAGUAUGUCCGUACUACAUGGCUCGAUUCUGCCCUCAUGACCUCUUUGUCAACACUAAGAGCGAUCUCGGGGCAUGUGAUAGAGUCCACGAUCCGAAGCUCAAGGAAAGCUUUGAGAAGUCUCCGAGGCAUGACAAGUUCUUGAUCAAAUUCGAGUCCGAGCUUGCUCAGCGGUGUGAUAAAUUGGUGAUGGAUUUGGAUAGAAGAGUUAGACGUGGUCGCGAACGUCUUGCUCAAGGUGAAGAACCUGUACCGCCUCCUCCACUAUCAGCCGAGAAGUCUGAACAAUUAGCUGUGGUUGAAGAGAAGAUAAAGAAUUUGCUGGGGCAAGUGGAGGCCCUUGGUGAGGCUGGGAAAGUUGAUGAAGCUCAAGCUCUUAUGAAAAAGGUAGACGAAUUGAAUUUGGAGAAAGUGCUGAUUCAAGCACAGGGUGACAAAUUGCCGCUGGUCCUUCCGGAGAAAAAGAUGGCCUUGUGUGAGAUCUGUGGUUCUUUUCUGGUUGCAAAUGAUGCUGCAGAGAGGACACAAUCUCAUAUAACAGGGAAGCAGCACCUGGGCUAUGGCUUAGUUCGAGAUUUCAUCAGUGAGUGCAAGGAAGCUAGGGAAAAGGCAAAGGAAGAGGAAAGAUUAGCAAAGGAGAAAGAAGCUGAAGAACGAAGGAAGCAACAGGAGAAGGAACCUGACAGGAGUCGAAGGAGUGUAUCGGGUGAAAGGGAUCGCUAUCAGGACCGAGACAGGGACAGAGAGCGGGACAGAUGCCGUGACAAUGGAAGGUCAAGGGAAAGGAAUGGUAGAAAUCGGGAUGGUGGAAAGGGUUCCAGGAACGGAAGGGAUAGGUACUAUGAUCGGAGUCGAUCACGGUCUCCUGGGAGGCACAGUGGUAGAAGGAGGUCCUCGAGAAGUCCUGCUCGUCCGUAUUAGUGGGUUCAGUAGAUAGAUGUCUGAGCUUUUAGCUAUCCCAUGAGGUAGUCAUUUUCAAUCUCAAGUCUUCUGAACCAAUGCUUUGGAGUCCUACAGCUAAAUCAUCAUCUUGGAUGCCAAAAUUUUCUUUCUUUCUAUAUCACAGCUUUAAUGAGACUGUACCCCACUUUCAUCAGUACUCUUAAGAGGAGAACUUGGUUGAGGUAGGUAUAACUUGAAAUUUGUGCUACUCGUGUGUUUACCUGAAGCUUGGAUGAACUUUAUGCCAUUACGGAACAUCAAUGUUAGAGGUAUUCUCCUUCAUUUCUCUUUCUAUGUCAUUUGAUGACAGAUCUGUUCUGAAUUCUGAUGGGGCGGACUCAAGAUUAUGUUGUUGAAUGUCACUACUGCUAUAGAAUGAUGAUAUAUUACAUGUCUUAGUUUAAAGGUAACAAAUUAAUAUCAUCUUU
Molecule: messenger RNA, 1665 nt
Organism: Linum trigynum
Lineage: Eukaryota; Viridiplantae; Streptophyta; Magnoliopsida; Malpighiales; Linaceae
Source: the annotation of a GenBank genome assembly